AAGAACACUUUUUGCUAUUCAGAAAUUUUCAAGAGCUACUAUUUGAGCUGAAAGAUAUCAACGUUACUGAUAUUUUUUGCUUCCUACUCACAAAGGUAUUCGAAUAUGUGAUUCAUUUCUAUACUUUGUUGCUAAGAAUCUUGGCAUGAUAUCCUGAACACCACGGUUAUCAAAAAAAGAAGAAAAAAAUCUUGGCAUGUUAUAAGAACCAAAGGGUGCAAGAAAAUUAAAAGCAGAUCUAGUAGUGUUUUAAGGUGUUAUUUAUGAGUUAUGUACAAAUUAGUUGCCUCUUGAGCCGAGGACAUGAUCUUAGAUAGGAGGUGUGGCAGAUGCGAUUUAGGGUAGAAGGUUAGUAGGAGUGGUAGCACUGUAGUUUCUUAUUCUUGGAUUUGUGGUUGAUAUAUGUUGUUUCGGGUAGGUCGGUUGUAAUAUUACGUAGUGGUAGUAUUAUUCUGUUACUAUCUAAUGUUGUGUUACUCCCUGUUGUCUUUGGUACCUCUAUUACAUCUUUCUCUAGAUUAUUUUGUGUCUUGAGCCAAGGGUCACCUUACCUUUGGAGUAGUGGUGCGGAUUGCGUACACUCUACCCUCCCUAGACCCCACUUUGUGGGAAUAUACUUAUGUUGUUGUUGUUGCUGUUGUUGCCUCUUGGGCCGGGGGGUCUAGCGAAAACAACUUCUCUAUCUCACCUAUGAAGUAGAGGCAUCUUUAAGUUAAUGGGUCGUUUCAAAUAUCGGGGUUUAUGAACUCCUUGCUUUGAAGAGACUUGUAAUCAUGGCUAGGAAGAUGCUGAUUGAUGGAGAGUUAGGCAAACCUAGUGAGGAAGAAGUGCACUAUGACUUUGAUUUAUUCGUAAUAGGUGCUGGAAGUGGUGGGGUUCGAGCUAGUCGGUUUUCAGCCCAAUAUGGAGCUAAGGUUGCAAUCUGUGAGCUUCCAUUUGAUCCUAUUGGCUCUGAAGUUAGUGGGGGAGUAGGUGGAACAUGUGUUCUUCGUGGUUGUGUUCCUAAAAAGAUUUUGGUUUAUGGAGCUGCCUAUGGGCCGGAGUUGGAGGAUGCAAGGAAUUAUGGAUGGGAAGUGAAUGAGAGAGUCGAUUUCAACUGGAAGAAGCUUUUGCAUAAAAAGACUGAGGAGAUUGUACGGUUAAAUGGGAUCUACAAGAGGCUACUUUCAAAUGCAGGAGUUAAACUUUUUGAAGGUGAGGGAAGGGUGAUAGGUCCAAAUGAAGUUGAGUUAAUUCAACUGGAUGGCACCAAGAUGAGCUAUUCGGCAAAGCACAUUCUAAUUUCGACUGGUAGUAGGGCUCAUCGUCCAGGAAUUCCAGGACAGGAGCUAGCCAUAACUUCAGAUGAAGCCUUGAGCUUGGAAGAGUUACCAAAGCGUGCUGUGAUACUUGGUGGAGGGUACAUUGCUGUUGAGUUUGCUUCAAUAUGGCGAGGAAUGGGUGUGACAGUGGAUCUAUGUUUCAGAAAGCAACUCCCACUGAGAGGUUUUGAUGAUGAAAUGCGAGCUGUAGUUGCAAGAAAUCUAGAAGGCAGAGGAAUCACUAUGCAUCCUUGCACUACAUUGACUAAGCUUGAAAAAGCAGAAGAAGGUGGCAUCAAAGUGCACACAGACCAUGGUGAAGUGAUAAUGGCAGAUGUUGUGCUCGUUGCAACUGGUCGUCUCCCUAACACAAAAAGGUUGAAUCUGGAUGCUGUUGGUGUCGAGCUUGACAACAUGAAAGCGAUAAAGGUAGAUGAGUACUCUCGCACUAAUAUACCGAGCAUUUGGGCCAUUGGUGAUGUCACCAAUCGGAUGAAUCUUACUCCUGUUGCUUUGAUGGAAGGAACCUGUUUUGCGAAAACUGUUUUCGGUGAAAAACCUACCAAGCCCGACUACUCACAUGUCCCAUGUGCUGUGUUCUGCAUCCCGCCUCUCUCUGUUGUGGGGUUUAGCGAAGAACAGGCCAUGGAGCAAGUAAAUGGAGAAGUUUCAGUUUAUACAUCAUCAUUCAAUCCAAUGAAGAACACCAUUUCUGGACGAACAGAGAAGUCAGUUAUGAAGCUUCUUGUUGAUGCGCAGACAGAUAAAGUUUUAGGGGCAUCCAUGUGUGGUCCAGAUGCACCUGAAAUCAUGCAGGGCGUUGCCGUUGCACUAAAGUGUGGAGCAACCAAGGAGCAGUUUGACAGUACAGUGGGAAUACACCCUUCUGCUGCAGAAGAGUUUGUGACCAUGCGUUCAGAGACAAGGCGCGUUUCUGCAAACAAACCAAAGACAAAUCUCUGAAGAUGCAAAGACCUAAAAGGAAGCUUUCAGGAUGAGGAAAAAAAAAAGGACUGUUUCUUACAAUAUAUUUACAUUUAUAUAUAUGUACACAAAAACAACGCGACGAGACACUACUCAACCCCUCUUCAUAGUUUUAGCUACAUGGUGCUUUUUGUCUUUUGGUUUUAAAUUUGUAUUAUGUUUUGAGGGCAGAGGCAAACAGAGAAAUGCUGGCAGUAGCAGUAUUUACCUGUUGAAUGAAAAGUAGCUUGGGUUUUUAAUAA
Molecule: messenger RNA, 2527 nt
Organism: Capsicum annuum
Lineage: Eukaryota; Viridiplantae; Streptophyta; Magnoliopsida; Solanales; Solanaceae
Product: glutathione reductase, chloroplastic
Exons: 18
Coding region: 774-2264 (496 amino acids)
Biological process (GO): glutathione metabolic process; cellular response to oxidative stress; cell redox homeostasis
Cellular component (GO): mitochondrion; cytosol
Molecular function (GO): glutathione-disulfide reductase (NADPH) activity; NADP binding; flavin adenine dinucleotide binding
Source: RefSeq, a predicted model, not a curated record